Sclerotinia sclerotiorum 1980 UF-70 is the source of this 921-nucleotide messenger RNA. RefSeq lists its product as hypothetical. Gene Ontology annotation, biological process: mRNA catabolic process; negative regulation of translation. The coding region runs from base 1 to 921 and encodes 306 amino acids. Gene Ontology annotation, cellular component: P-body; CCR4-NOT core complex; CCR4-NOT complex. The transcript is spliced from 3 exons. The record is from RefSeq and is a predicted model, not a curated record. Lineage: Eukaryota; Fungi; Ascomycota; Leotiomycetes; Helotiales; Sclerotiniaceae.
AUGCUCCCAGGGACACACGUCUUCUCUCAUCAACAUCAAUACAAUCCGCAGGUUGACCAACCAUGGAUGCAACAGCAGACCCACCAUCAACAGGCGCAGCAGCAGCAUGCGGCGGCGGUAUCCGCUCAUUACAAUCGCAUGGCGGCUCAAAGUCAAAACCACAACGCCGCAGUACCUUCAAUCUCUUCCAACCACGGACAAGACCCGGCUAUGAUCGACUCCAACGUUUCGGAGGAGAAUAGAAGGACUUUGAACUUCAUUGCAGAUUUACUCAAUGAAGAGACCAGGGAAGCUGCCCUUCUAGAGCUCAGCAAGAAGCGCGAGCAAGUCCCAGAGCUUGCAUUGAUAUUGUGGCACUCAUUUGCUCACAUCCCUCUCUUUCUCUAUCCCUUUCUCAACACGACUUCUAAAUCCCGACCUUUCGAGUAUCUACGUCUUACCUCUCUCGGAGUCAUCGGCGCUCUUGUCAAGAAUGAUUCAUCCGAUGUUAUCAACUUUCUCCUUACUACCGAAAUAAUUCCACUAUGUCUUCGAAUUAUGGAGACCGGAUCAGAACUCAGCAAGACAGUCGCAAUCUUCAUUGUGCAGAAGAUCCUUCUCGAUGACCAUGGUCUGAAUUAUAUCUGUGCCACAUACGAGAGAUUUUACGCUGUCGGUACAGUACUCAGCAAUAUGGUUUCACAACUUGUGGAACAACAAACGGCACGAUUGUUGAAACAUGUUGUCCGCUGCUUCCUUCGUUUGAGUGAUAAUGCUCGAGCCCGAGAAGCCCUCCGCCAAUGUCUCCCCGAACCUCUUCGCGAUGCCACAUUCUCCUCAGUCCUACGCGAUGAUGCUGCUACAAAACGAUGCCUUGCGCAGCUCCUCAUCAAUUUAUCCGAUAAUGUUGUUGAAUCUUCAUCUGGUCACCAAGGUCUUUGA